CAAUUCAUCUAAUAUUCUAGAAGAAAUUUCAGAAGAAAUUCUAUAUAAUGCAGCUAUCCAAAAAAGAAUUAUAGAACUGAUUCAAAAUACAAAUAAGAAAUUAGAUAAAAUAAAAAAAAUGGUGAUUAAAACAAAUGCAGAAUUAAAAGCAUAA
Racocetra persica is the source of this 154-nucleotide messenger RNA. NCBI's taxonomy places the organism in Eukaryota, Fungi, Glomeromycota, Glomeromycetes, Diversisporales, Gigasporaceae. The record is from the annotation of a GenBank genome assembly.